This is a messenger RNA of Ilyonectria robusta, 1797 nucleotides long. Its product is annotated as amidase signature domain-containing protein. NCBI's taxonomy places the organism in Eukaryota, Fungi, Ascomycota, Sordariomycetes, Hypocreales, Nectriaceae. The transcript is spliced from 5 exons. Bases 1 to 1797 code for a protein of 598 amino acids. Gene Ontology annotation, molecular function: catalytic activity. The record is from RefSeq and is a predicted model, not a curated record.
AUGGCGCCACCAACUGCCUUCGCCGACUAUCCGGAGCCCAACGAGGGUCCUGACACCAAGUAUAACCCAAAGAUUGACCAGAAUCCCGUCCUCCGAGGCCUUCCGCUCGUUAUUGGCGCCAACCUCAUCUCUAGGGUUGGCUUCCUCCAGCAACACUUUUGGGAUAAUGCCAGGUUUGGCACCAUCAAAGAUAUCCCAGAACUCGAUGGAAUUCCCUACAGAUUCCAUCCCACCGUGACGCCUCUCGGCCCCACGUCACCCAUGCUUGAAUUCGACUCAGAGCUCCUCCAGGCAAAACACACUGAGUCAAAGACGCCCUACUACACUGCGAAUGAUUACCAUGAGAUGUACAAGUCGGGCAAGGUGACCCCAUUCCAGGUCGCCGAGGCUCUGCUGCCUCUUAUCACGCGCAGUGGUGAGCCCGCUGGCACAUAUCAGAAUGCAUGGGUCGACUCUCACGGUAAGGACCACCUCGUGCUCGAAGCUGCCAAGGCAUCAACCGAGCGCUGGGCAGCUGGGAAGCCCCUUGGCAUCCUCGAUGGAGUUCCAAUUGGUGUCAAGGAUGAUACCGCCGUCAAGGGUUAUUCCAACCACAACGGAAUGAAGUACAACCCGUCGGUACCCUUCUUCAAGGUGCAGGAGGAGUCAGUAUGGCCAGUCAAGAAGCUUCAGGAAGCUGGUGCCAUCGUAGUUGGAAGGAACGCCAUGCAUGAGCUUGGCUCAGAUACCAGUGGCUGUAAUGCUGUCCAAGGUACGCCCACAAACUUCAACAACAAGGCAUACUACCCCGGCGGUUCCUCGUCCGGCGCGGCAUCAUGCCUGUCCGUUGGAGUUGUUCCCAUCUGUGUUGGCUCUGACGCAGGCGGUAGUGCGCGAGUCCCGGCCGCCUUUAACGGCGUGUAUGGACUCAAGACCACCCACCACCGCACCAUGUUCAUGAACAAUACCAUGUGUGUGACGUCGCCCCUGGCGGCUACAGUGGCCGACUUGACCAUCGCCUACCGCAUCAUGUCACAGCCCAACCCCGAGUGUCCCGUUCAGAGCCGCUUUGCGCUGUCAAUCCCACCUGAACCGUCGGCCAAGAAGGUCAUGGGUAUCUAUCGCGACUGGUGGAACCAGGCUGACCCGCGCAUCACUGAGGUGUGCGAAAAGGCCGUCGACUACUUCGCAAACAAAUGCGGUUACGAUAUUGUCGACAUCUCCAUCCCCUAUAUCCAAGAAACCCAACUCGCCCACAGUGCCAUAUGCGUCACCGAGAUGGCCGAGGCCGCCCGGCAACGGACUCCGGACUGGCUAUCCCUGGUCGGCUCUGCCAACAAGGUCAUCAUGUCGGUUGCCACCAAGACACCGGCUGCCGACUUCCUCCAGUACAAUGCCCUGCGCGAGCUCAUCAUGCGCCACUUGGCAUUUCUCUUCCAGAAGCACCCUGGCCUUCUGAUCAUGACCCCCACGUCGCCCAUGCCCGGCUGGCCAAUUGUGCCUGGUGACGAAAAGUACGGCAUGAGCGACACCAACAAGACUGUCCGCAAUAUGCUCUACGUCUUCAUGGCUAAUGUGACGGGGACUCCCGCGCUGUCGGCACCGGUCGGGUAUAUCGACCCGGUGCAAGGCGAGGGCAAGUUGCCGGUGGGCCUGAUGGCGACGGGAGAAUGGGGAAGCGAGGAGCAGCUUUUGGGAUGGGCGCGUGAGGCUGAGGAAUAUCUACAUGGCGGGAUCGAGGGUGGCCGACGCCGACCGAGCGAUUGGUUGGAUGUGAUGGGUACGGUGCAAAAGAAGACGAAGAGUGCCGAAGCCUAG